UUUACGUUUAUUAAACUGCGUUGUGCUACGUUGUGGACGCGCAACGCGUAGAACAAUAUGGACGACGGGUUACACGAGUUUCUGUUGGACAGCGGCGUGUUGAACGAGAUGCACACGGUAAUAGAUUCGGUGGUCAAGUCGUCGGUGACGGCCGCCGACUUGGAGGACAGCGACGCCCGCGAGAUCGCCGAGCGUCUGCUCGAGUUGAACGCCGACGACAUCGACGGACGUCUGGACGCUUUGGUGCGGGACGCCAAGGUCCAGCUGAUCGGCCAGUCGGCCGACGGACGGUGGCCCGAUUUGCUGGACUUCGAGUCGGGCCCCAGGCAGACCGCGCGUAACCUGAGCGCGCUCUGCCGGUUGCCGUUCACGUACGACACGUACGCGGGCCCUUACUUCCAGAGACUCACCAAAGGGCUGGAGCAAUGCGUCUCGGUGGACGCGCUCUUCGAGCCCGCGGCCCACGUGUACGCCAAACUGGUGGACGCCGCUCCGGACUGCGAGACGGCGGUCGAGAGUUUCGCUUCGCUGUGCGAGGCCGCGCAUCUCAGGUGUCGCCGCCGACCCGCGCCGGACGCCGACAACACCAUUACUGCGGUGUGUCUGAUGCUCCGGUGUCUGGCCGUGGUGUGCCGCCGGGGCGCCAGUUGCAAGAGCGUCAAACCGGCCGUGGUGGAGUUCGUGGCCGCCGUGACCUACGACCACGGGCACGACAACGGCGGCGUGUACGGCAUUCUGUGCCGGGCCGACCCGACAGCCCGGUGGUUCGAUCACUUGUCCAGAAGUAGCCUUACCAGGACGGCGUUUUUCGAGUGUUUGCGCAGCGACCGGCGGUUCUUGAAAACGCUGGUGUCCGGCUUUUUCGGUUGGAUGGCCGAACCGAUAAUACCCAAAACCACAGCCGACGGGAGGGGCGUGGACGCCACCAAGUACGCGGGUUGCGUGCACGCCGUGUACUUGUUGGCCAAGAUGUACGCGUACAAGCCGGCCAGAGCUCUGUUUCCGGUCAAGGCGUCCAAGACGGCCCGAGUGCGACCGGCCGCCGUGGCCAACUGUUGUCUCGGCUUUUUGUCGGCCGUCCGCGACCACGGGACGUCCACGUUGGCCGUCGGCCUGCGCCGACUGGUCGCCGUGCUGGCGGCGUUUCACCCGGAAAUCGUGCGGGCCGUCGCCGAGAACGGGUCCGAGCACGCGGCCGGCAUACUAGCGGAAGUGGCGGCGCGCUGGCCGGAAGCGCUCAGCGCGUUGUUAGACCGCGGCGAUGACGGCAUCGACCAGCUGGACGGACUGUUCAAGAAAAAACACUGGCGGGUAGAAAGAACCGCGGAGGCGCUGACGACAAUAGCGACGGCGAUAAGCGGCCGCAGCGAAGGCGUUUGGUGGCUGGCGACGAGGAAGAGCAAGUUUCUGGAAGCCGUCGCCGACAAGCAAGCGGCGCGUCAGCUAAUGCGUAAUAUACUGUGCACGCCGUUGGCUUCGUCCGUUUAUGGCCUGCGCGCGGACGUCCCGACAGACGGUGUCGACUGGACGGACCCGGAACAAACGUUGGCGCUGAGCGUGAUCUGCAGCACCGACCGGGGCAGGCGGUGGGCGAUGCGAACGGGUCUACUGGAUUCCGUCGACGGAUUUGUGGAGGCUCGAUGGACCGAGGCGACGGAAAACUUGUUCGAACCGGACGACGACGGCAAAACGAUCGAUUCAAUUGUUCGCGUGGCUCAAUCGAUUUGUGCCACCACCGAAGGUUUACAGUUCAUAUUGGCCGACGGUGGAAGUCAAGGGGCCGUCACGAGACUGUCGGAAAUUUACUUGUUGACUUACGAGGACUUCGAUAAGUACACUGCGUCGAGAGAAGUUCUGGUAGCGCUGUGGCUGCGUUUAAUACAAGCUGCCACACACUCGUUUGUGUCGGAGGCUUUUGCGGAAUCGCAGUUACGCUAUCAAGACACCCUGUCGAAACUGUGUUCGGAGAGUCGCACCGAAGACGGCGCGGCCGUUGUCGACGAAUCGACAGAGUUGAUUCGUCGACUGCGGCGGAGGCCCGUCGACUGGCCCGAACGCGAAACCGUCGAAUCGAUAAUGGCUUACGGCAGGCUUCGUUUUGGGGAAUCGUUCACGGACGGCCACGACGACGACGACGACGACGACGAAGAGCUAUUAUUGCCGCGACAGACCGGACCCGAGGUCGACGGAAUACGUUCGGCGCUGAGGUCGACCGUCGGUUUGCGGUUGCUGCCGGAAGAGCGCGACGAGGAGGCCGUGGAAAGGCGAUUCCGACGGGUCUACGGUCGCGCGGCUAGGCGUCGGUGUCCAGGCCCAGCCGGGUCGUCGUUGGGUUACGCCGCCGUUUACGCUCUGUUCUUGGCGGCUCGAGGAUCCGAAAAAGAGUGCCUCGAAGCGUGUGCAGUUUUAGCGAAAACCGUCGAAUCGAGCAAAGGAUUUUGGCCGCCGGCAGAGGACGAAGACGAGAAGUCGAUUUCCGGGCAUUUGCUCGAAGGGCUUUUGCAAAAAGAACAACCGGAAGUGUACAACGCGUUCAAGAUGUCGGGCGUUUCGUGGUGGCUCUUGUGUUCCGGAUGGACGGUCGACUGUUUCUUGGGCCGUUUGCCAUGGCCCGAAGUGUGUAGAUGGCUCUGCCUGGUCGCCAUGUACCCGGCCGAGUAUAGGGCGUAUUUUUUCAUCUGUUUGGCCGCGGCGCAGAAACGUCGGUGGUUGGAGGCUUUCGGCCGGGACGGUUUUCGCGAAACCGUUAUCCAGGGCUCCGUGGACGAUUUCCGUCUGACCGACCAUGCGGAUUACAUGGAACGUUUGGCUGAGAAACACCACGAUUUUUUGUCCAACAGACUCGGUGCCGAAUUCGACAACACAUCUGUCGACGACAAGCUGGCCGGACGGACAUAGUCUUUGGCAAUCCGUCGGGAUUCCCGAGAAGGGUACCGGGGUUCGAUAACGAUAUCAUUUUUUUUAUUGUUAUCCAACCGAACAAUAUUAGUGCUCGAAGGAAAUCGUUUGUGUUCAAUCACAGUUAUAUAAUAUCAAACAUUUAAAUAAACACAGAUCGCCUGUGACGGCUGCGACAGAGCACAGUGACUGCAAAAGUAAACGUUACACGAGUUGAGUAAAUGAUUGGGCAAACAUCAAUCGCGGUUUUUAACAGCGGCCAAGAGAACUUUUUUUUAUGUCCAUCGUCAGACUACAACGUUAUCGUUAUCGCUUUCCAACGUACAAACGGCAUAGGCACUACUUGAGGUGUAUUUGAUAUUUUACACGUUAGUUUUCUUUGUUGAUUUUCGACCGGCUCGCGCACUUAAUAUACAGCUGUAGCCCGUUGAUGUUAACACCGGAGUCUGGUAAAUAUUUAUUUAGCCAACGCUACUAUAUUAUUUUACUCGUGUUUCCCUUGUAAUAUUUGUGAGGGCAACGCAUUUUGCCAAAUUAACAAGUUUACUUUGUUCACUUGUUGGAAAUCUAGUGUACACUCUUAAAAAUAAUAACCCGCGACAAGAAUAUAGUACUACGUUAAAAUAUU
Adelges cooleyi (spruce gall adelgid) is the source of this 3526-nucleotide messenger RNA. RefSeq lists its product as uncharacterized. The transcript is spliced from 8 exons. The coding region runs from base 58 to 2898 and encodes 946 amino acids. Lineage: Eukaryota; Metazoa; Arthropoda; Insecta; Hemiptera; Adelgidae. The record is from RefSeq and is a predicted model, not a curated record.